UGAGGCUUUGUUCAGAUUUGCUUGGAAAGCAGGAGCACUAAGUCAGCAGACAGCAUGGCCUUUGCACUCCCACAUGAGUGCUGAGAGGUGGGGGUUCUCCGCUCUUGUCUCUGCCCUGGUCAAGAGAACAACUGGUACAAGGCACUUUAAGAGUAGCUUCACCAUCUGGGAGGGAGGCGGGUCCCUGGAGGAGAAGGGCUUCUGAAGGGGCCGGCCGUGGGAUUCAGUGAAGGUUUAUUCUGUCCUGAGAUGUGCAGCUGCUGCAAGGAGAUCCGUUUUGGUGCCUGUGACGGGAAAAAACAAGCAAGCCGCCACUAUUACAACAAACAAACAAACAAACGCCCACAAAAACCAGUGACUGUGGAGGUAUAAAUCUCUUCAUGAGCAACCCUGACAUCCUGUCAUUGAACAUUCCGGAGAGGCAGCUAAGAUUUCAACUGGGGAAACGCCGUGCCACAGCAUCAAGAGACAACACCUGCGCCCCCCCCUUGCCUUCCACAGUAAUUGCUUUGCACCAUGGGAAAUGGCAUGAAUAAGGUUCUCCCUGGACUUUACCUUGGGAACUUCAUAGAUGCCAAAGAUUUGGAGCAACUGAGCAGGAAUAAGAUCACUCACAUUAUUUCAAUCCAUGAAUCUCCCCAGCCACUACUGCAGGAAAUGACUUAUCUUCGCAUUCCUCUGCCAGAUACACCCGAGGCCAACAUCAAGAAGCACUUUAAAGAAUGUAUCAGUUUUAUCCACUACUGUCGCCUGCAUGGAGGGAACUGCCUUGUUCACUGCCUUGCAGGGAUCUCCCGGAGCACCACCAUUGUUGUCGCCUAUGUCAUGGCAGUGACGGAGCUAAGCUGGCAAGAGGUAUUGCAGGCGGUAAGAGCGGUGCGACCGAUUGCCAAUCCCAACCCCGGCUUCAAGCAGCAGCUGGAGGAGUUCGGUCACGGCCCUGCACGAAAGAUUCACAGACACUUGGAGCAGAGAUAUGGAGCCGACACUUUCAAUGACGAGGAGGAGAUAAGGCUCCUGCUUCCAGCAGACAGAGAAGGCACAGAUGGACCCCUGCAGGGACUGGUGCCAAGGAGCAGAGACAUCAAGAACACAGUCCCCUUUCUGCUGCGAGUGAAGCAGACGUUCUCCUGCAUCCCCACCUGUUUGAAGUGAGUCCAGCUGAGGCACAGAGAGGAGGGACGCGAGGCAUUCUGGGAAAGUGCAUAGCCUAACAUAUCAGACUGGCAAACGCCAAGGGCUGGAAAGGGACAUCCCUGCUAUUGUAUGUCAGGGGAGAGGUAUGGUCCAGUGGCACAAGCACAGGCCUGGGAGCCAGAAACUCCUGGGUUCCCAUCCAAGCUCUGUAGUCUUCCUCUGUGGCCUUGGGAAAGUCACCUAACACCUGCCUCAGUUUCCCCAUCUAAAGUGUGGGGGGGUUAAUGCUUACGUUUCUAUUUCCCAGGCUGCUGUGAGGGUUGGUUAGUAAAUAUACAAAGGGCACUGGGAGGGUUAGAUGUGCUGACUAUCAUCAGUAGUGAACAGAAGGGCCUUGAGCCCCGGCUUACUGAGUGCUACAGAUCAGCUGUGCAGGAGGGGAUUUUCCUGCUGCCAAGAGCCUGGGUUGGAAAGUAGCAGCCGGGGAUGGACUUUGGCAGCAAAUUGUAAUACUUCAAUAAAUGCUGCACUGAACCCAUAAAAAUAAAAUAAAGCUUGGGGGGAUGUCCCUUUAUAGAUGAGACUUUUUCAUCAGCAAGUGGUUUCCACUGUCCGGGGGAUUGUAUAAGAAGUGUGUGUGUGUUUUCCAUUAGACCCAGUACACCAGCCAGGAGACAGCUCUCAUGCAGGCAAAGGUCCAACUGUAGGCAACAGUGAAUGGUGUGUUAACAGGGUUGCACUACAUUUCCCCUGAUCCUGGUGUGGUCUCCCACAGGGGGCAAAUAAUAUUUAACACUGGGCCAGGUAUUGCUAGAGCUGAAUAUUAAGCCAUUUUGUUUGAAGACUUUUUACAUACUUAUUUCUUAAUAAACUUCUCGUCAGUG
This is a messenger RNA of Chrysemys picta bellii (western painted turtle), 2021 nucleotides long. It is a transcript of the gene DUSP15, whose product is annotated as dual specificity phosphatase 15. NCBI's taxonomy places the organism in Eukaryota, Metazoa, Chordata, Testudines, Emydidae. Gene Ontology annotation, cellular component: cytosol. The record is from RefSeq and is a predicted model, not a curated record. Gene Ontology annotation, biological process: protein dephosphorylation; signal transduction. Gene Ontology annotation, molecular function: protein tyrosine/serine/threonine phosphatase activity; protein tyrosine phosphatase activity.